GCCCGGCCCGGCUCGUCAUGCUGCCGCGGGUGCGCGCAGCCGUUGCGCAGCUGGUGGCAGGGCUGGGCGCGGGGGCGAGCGGGCAGCCCCCGGCGGAGCGCCGUGGAGGGGGCGGCAGUGGCUGCAGCGGGACCGGAGGGUCCCCGGAGGGGCCUUCCUCCUCCUGCUGCCGCCCGGCCUUCCUGCAGCUGACCCCCGAGGAGCUGCGCCGCGCCGGGGACCACACGGGCAGAGCCGUGCAGAGCCCCCGCGACGGCCGCCGCCGCCUGCCCUGGAGCACGGGCUACGCCGAGGUGAUCAAUGCAGGGAAGAGCCAGCACAAUGAGGACCAGGCAUGCUGUGAGGUGGUGUUUGUGGAGAGAAGGCCCAGCCCCAGGGCCCGGCGGCCAUCCGGAGAAGGUGGCAGGGAGCUGGAUGGGGGCAGGAAGGGUUUUUAUUUCCACUACUGGGCCCUGUUUGAUGGCCAUGCAGGCAGUGGUGCUGCUGUCAUGGCAUCCAAGAAACUCCAUCUGCACAUCUGUGAGCAGCUCCGGGACCUUGUGGACAUCCUGCAGGACCCCUCCCCACCUCCCAUCUGUCUCCCACACGACGUGAGAGCUGGCCCCACAGAGCAGAGUCGGCUGCCCCUCACAGAGGAUGAUGGGGAGGCUCCCAACGACGCUGUGCCACGGUUUCACCUAGAGAAAGCAGUGUCCCACGAGAGCCUGGUGAUUGGUGCCAUCGAGAAUGCCUUCAAGCUGAUGGAUGACCAGAUCGAGAGGGAAAGGGCAUCCCAGCACCUACCUGGGGGCUGCUGUGCCCUGGCUGCCAUCUACCUCCUGGGCAAGUUCUACGUGGCCAACGCUGGUGACAGCAGGGCCAUUAUCAUCCGUAACGGGGAAAUCAUUCCAAUGUCCAGGGAGUUUACUCCAGAGACAGAGAGGCAGAGGCUGCAGUUCUUAGGAUUCCUGAGGCCUGAGCUGCUGGGGAAGGAAUUCACCCACCUCGAGUUCCCCCGCAGGAUCCAGCCCAAGGAGCUGGGGAAGAAGAUGCUCUAUAGAGACCAGAACAUGAAUGGCUGGGCUUACAAAAAAAUUCAAGAAGAUGAUUUGAAGUUUCCACUCAUCUACGGGGAAGGCAAAAAGGCUCGGGUGAUGGCCACAAUUGGGGUCACACGGGGCCUGGGGGAUCACGACCUCAAGGUGUUCAGCUCCAACAUCCACAUCAAGCCUUUCCUGUCCUGCUUCCCAGAGGUCCGGGUGUAUGACCUCACGCAGUAUGAGCACUGUCCUGACGAUGUGCUGGUCCUGGGCACUGAUGGGCUCUGGGAUGUCACCAACGACAAGGAGGUGGCUGGUGUGGUGAUGGAGGUGCUGACGAGCUACGAGCCAAAUGACCCCUGCAGGUACACCAUGGUGGCCCAGGAGCUGGUGGUGCGGUCCAGAGGGGUGCUGAAGGAGCGGGGCUGGCGCCUGGCCAACGACAGGCUGGGCUCUGGUGAUGACAUCUCUGUCUUCGUGAUCCCUCUGGGUGGCCCAGGCAGCUACACAUGAUGCUCCAAGACCCUGGAGCAGUGAGGCUCACCUUGCCUGGACCAAGAUGAGAGGGAUACUGGUGCUGCUUCAGGGCCACCUCUUCCUGAAGCAGUUCUUUUCUGAGCCAACUUCAAGAGUGAGAAACCCAAAGCCUCUUCUUUGCCCCUGCUCAGAGCAUCCCCCUCCACCAGCUGCAUCCCAGUCCCAGGUGGAGAUGGAAAGGCCUUGGACAGGGAGCAAGGUUGAAGGACAUUUCUUAUGCUGCCACUUUUUUGGUUGCUGUGAAAAGCCUGAAGGGCUUGUGACUCCUGGGGGCUCCUCUGCACCUUACCUUGGGCCAGUGCUGGUUCCAGCAGUGUGCAGCAGCUGCUGGGCUGGUGGGACACUGAUAUCUGGAGAAGUGUGUGCCUGCUGCUGCAGCCAUCUCUUGUCCCUCUGCCCUGUGAUGGCAAAGCUGCUGUUGGAGCUGGGUGCUGGGGUUAGGACAGGGCAUGGCCUGAGGUGAAGCUUUGCUGACAGUUGGGCAGUGCUGAGCCUGGCAGAAGUCCAGUUGUGGGUGGCAUGGUGGUGGGUGAGCCCCAGGGCUGACACCCUAGCUUUGUGCUUGCCCUUUCCAGCCUCUCACCCCCUUAUCCCAGACAUGUAUCUUGUCUUAUUCCUUGGUAUGGGAGGAUGGGGCAGCACUUGGUCACCAAGAGCCCCUGGGCAGGAAUGAGCUGCUGCACUUGCACUGCCUGUGCCACGGGUUCUGUCCCCUCCCCUCCUCCUGCCUUGGGUCACUGCUGUGUUUUGGAGCCAAUUAUUUAUUAUUAAUGGGAGAGCUGAGCUGGGAAAUGUCUAAAUCCUUUCUUGGUGGGGGCAGUCUGUGACUCUCUCUUUAUUUUGGAGUGGUUCUGAGUUGGCCACUGCUGAGCAGUGGUUGCACAGAGCAGCCCUAUUCAGCCAAGCUUAGCAGCUUAGACGUGCUGCAUGGAUCUGCUUAGCCAGGGCUGGAGCCCACAGCAAAGCAGCUUGGUGGUGACUGGGGAGAAGGGGGAGACAGCUCCCUCCUUUUCCUUCAUAAUCUCAGAGCUAGUGCAGCUGUUGAUCUCUGCACAGCAUCUUGCUCAGCAGCACACACACCUCCCCCUCUGACCGGGAGCUCUGCAGAGCAUUGUGUCCUCCUAAACCACGAGGGAUGGUCCCAUCCUGGCAGGGUGGUGAUGAGGAGAGCUGGGCCAUGGUCUCUGGCUUUGGAAAGGCUCCAUGGCGCCAGUAGUUUGUGUCCUGCUGUCACUGAGUGCAGCCAGCUCUUGUCAAGUGAACGUUGCUUGUCUCUUGUAAUGAGCAAGAUGUAAACAAACUGGGUGCACUUGAUGGCAAGUGAAAGCUACCCAGCCAGAUUCUGACCUCUUGCCAUCUCCUGUGCUGAUGGGGGCAGGCAGCAGGACUGGGGCUGGGAGCCCUCCCUCACAGCACCCCAUGUUUCAAUAAAGGUUUUGUCACACACA
Molecule: messenger RNA, 3004 nt
Organism: Pogoniulus pusillus (Red-fronted tinkerbird)
Lineage: Eukaryota; Metazoa; Chordata; Aves; Piciformes; Lybiidae
Gene: PPM1J
Product: protein phosphatase, Mg2+/Mn2+ dependent 1J
Exons: 10
Coding region: 18-1532 (504 amino acids)
Biological process (GO): protein dephosphorylation
Molecular function (GO): protein serine/threonine phosphatase activity
Source: RefSeq, a predicted model, not a curated record